Neurospora hispaniola is the source of this 2336-nucleotide messenger RNA. RefSeq lists its product as uncharacterized. The coding region runs from base 461 to 2323 and encodes 620 amino acids. The record is from RefSeq and is a predicted model, not a curated record. NCBI's taxonomy places the organism in Eukaryota, Fungi, Ascomycota, Sordariomycetes, Sordariales, Sordariaceae. The transcript is spliced from 2 exons.
AGUCCUCCCUGGCCGUCUUCCACCGGUCGAUCCAGAUUCUUCGCCCGUCACAGUACUCAGCCCCAGCCUCGAUCUCAAAACUGCACAGACAUCGAUCGCGACGGGCCCAUCCUCUUGUUAGUUCGAGAGGCCUCGGUUCAGCCCUGACAAACUUCUCCGCAACCCAUCGUCAUCGUGGGCCUGCCCUCCUCACGUCAAAGGAACGGGACGCCUUGCCUAGGUACUCUGAAAGAGCCUGGAUCCCAGCUAUCCUCCGGGUUCCACCCAUUACACACAAACCACCGCGCGAGAUUGAACCCUGAGUUUCGAGUCUUGAAAUCUUCAGACAUACAUCAUUCCUUUGUCCGUCCGGAACAAGAGUCCGUAGGCCCAUAUAAAGCAUUAGCUGCUGUUUCGACGUCCUCGAUACCUCGCUUUCUGUCUUAGCCAUCAACAUACCCAGGGUCUACAAGAUACCAACAUGGGCAAGCCCCCAGCAUACCUUUUCGUUGUGAGGCACGGAUUGCGCCUCGAUGUAGCCGACAAAGACUGGCAUCUCACGUCGCCGACCCCCUACGAUCCCCCCCUCACGUAUGGUGGCUGGAACCAAGCCAAAAACCUUGGAGCUCGGAUAGCCAACAUUAUCCGAGAGAGAGUCGAGGAGGAUGAGACAGCUGCCAAGGCUGCAGCGCAAACCGAUCCCACGGCGAAACCGAAACGCAAACGUUACGAGGUCGUCAUCCACAGCUCCCCGUUUCUGCGAUGCAUCCAGACCUCCGUUGCCAUCAGUGCCGGCUUAGCACAAGACUCGACCCCAUUCGGACCCUCUACGGGUGGCGAUGACAAAGAGCUUUCAGGGAACUUUGCCCACGGACACCGAGCCAGGCCGUCGACCGCGUCCAAUUCCGCUUCUGGCCCAGCACCCUUAAAGAUACAAGUAGUUCAAGGGACGGCCAUCCGCAAAUCUGUUCUCCGGCUGGACGCUUUUCUGGGCGAGUGGCUGUCACCUAGCUACUAUGAGCUCAUCAGCCCGCCACCCGAGUCUGUCAUGAUGCUUGCAAGCGCCAAGGCAGAUCUCCUCAGACGCGAAGAUUACAGCAGCUACCCUCAUUUCAACGCUUACAAUCACUCAAAUCUCCAAGGGCAGCUUUGGAGCCCGACCCCGCAGCGCACGCACAGCUCCAUUGACCUUCUGGAAAAGGAUGACCUGCCCGGUGUGGCCAGUUCUGUGCCUAGGAGCGAGAGCGCCAGUAGCCAAAGUACCUGCCAGUCCCAACCCGAUUCUACCCUGCAAUCGGCCAGUCAUCCUUUCCCAGCCAUGGGCUACGUCCCCCCAGUUCCCCAUUAUGCAAUCAACAACAAUAGCACUAUUCCUCCGGGUUAUGUCGCACAUGCUCGGGAUGCGUGCUGUGAUAUUGACUACCAAUGGGAUUCGAUGCGGGCUCCUCUUGAAUGGGGCGAUGGUGGCUCCUUCCCCGAAGAAUGGACCUCGAUGCAUUCAAGGUUUCGUGCAGGUAUUCAGAUGCUAGUUGACUGGUACUCCAAGGCCGAGCACCCUACCAAGAUGGUCACCAAGACGGUUUCUCGGUUCGCCCGGAGGGAGUCAACCCAGGCCCAGGAAUCCGAAGAUAGUGACGACGUGGAGAUCGAAUCGAUCGUUAUUUUGGUAUCGCAUGGUGCGGGAUGCAAUGCACUGAUUGGCGCCAUUACCCAUCAACCAGUCCUCGCAGACGUUGCCAUGGCGUCACUUACAAUGGCGGUUCGGAAGCCUGAUCAGGAAAUACAUGAGAACAUCCAGCGAACAAACACGGGCCAGAAGGGAACGAUACCCAUCCAUCACUACUAUGAUCUCAAGUUGUUUGCCAACACAGACCAUCUGCGUAUCCCUGGCCAAGCACCAAAUCUGUCGCGGUCUACAUCCAUCUCCGUUGCUAGUGUCGCCACUGCCCGGAACCGUUACACUCACUCCCACUCUAUUUCCACGUCGAAUUUCUCCUAUCAAGAAAUCGUGAGAGGGGGAGGGGAUGUGCCUAACAAUUCCCUGAGCGCCAGUCGCAGAGGCUCUAGUGGCUCCUCCACCACUCCUAGGUUUGUAUUUGGUACUUCCAGUGCCAGCAACGGAAGUGGAGGUGGUAUUACGGUUGGAAGUGGUGUCUCAUCAUUCGGCUUGAGUAAGCCUUCGAGUCUGUCAAUAGGUCGUGGACGUAAGACAUCUAUAGGCCUGUGGUCACCAACCGGUCUCCGCAACAGUACUGGAUUCGAUGAUGACGAUGACGAUGAUAACAUGGUCCUGAAUUUUGGUACACCAGCAAAUGAUUCCAAACCUUCGACUAUGAAAUCGUGACCUAGAGGUCAAA